AGAAGCUACUGAUAGCUUCUUCUUCUUCUUCUUCUUGUGGUCAUUUACAGCAAUGGCUUCCUCACUCUCUGCAUUACCUCUCGCUGAUCGAAAUUUUCGCGAAAAGUCUUCUCUUUUGCACUCUUCGUCUUCUCGUUUCGUUCUUAGAGCAAGAGCCGCCGCAAAAGAGGUCCACUUCAACCGUGAUGGCUCUGUCACCAAGAAACUCAAGUUUGGUGCAGGCAGGUGCAGAUAUGGUAGCAAAGCUAUUAGGCGUUACAUUGGGUCCAAAGGGACGAAACGUGGUGUUGCAGAACAAGUAUGGACCUCCCAAGAUCGUCAAUGACGGUGAAACUGUUCUCAAAGAGAUUGAAUUAGAGGAUCCGUUGGAGAAUGUUGGAGUGAAACUUGUGAGGCAAGCAGGUGCUAAGACUAAUGACCUUGCUGGUGAUGGUUCCACUACAUCUAUAGUGCUUGCUCAUGGCCUUAUCACUGAAGGUACUAAGGUGGUUUCUGCUGGGAUAAAUCCAAUCCAAGUUGCUCGUGGUAUUGAUAAAACUGCAAAAGCUCUUGUUUUAGAGCUCAAGUCUAUGUCCAGAGAGAUUGAGGAUCAUGAGCUUGCUGAUGUUGCAGCAGUUAGCGCAGGGAACGACUACGAAGUAGGGAACAUGAUUGCAAAUGCUUUUCAGCAAGUAGGAAGGAGUGGUGUAGUUACGAUAGAGAAAGGCAAAUACCUAGUGAACAAUCUUGAGGUUGUGGAAGGAAUGCAGUUUAAUCGUGGUUACUUAUCUCCUUACUUUGUUACUGAUCGAAGGAAGAGAGAAGUUGAGUUCCAUGAUUGCAAGCUGCUCUUGGUUGAUAAGAAAAUAACAAAUCCAAAAGAUAUGUUCAAGAUACUUGACUCUGCUGUUAAAGAGGAGUUUCCAGUUCUUAUAGUUGCUGAGGAGAUAGAGCAAGACGCUCUUGCUCCUGUUAUUAGGAACAAACUAAAAGGUAACCUGAAGGCGGCAGCUAUUAAAGCUCCUUCGUUUGGAGAGCGGAAGAGCCAUUGCUUGGAUGAUCUUGCUAUCUUAACUGGAGCUACUGUGAUCAGAGAUGAGAUGGGGUUGAGCUUAGAGAAGGCAGGAAAAGAAGUUUUAGGAACAGCAAAAAGGGUUCUCGUAACUAAGGACUCAACACUGAUUGUUACUAAUGGGGACACUCAGAAAGCAGUUGAGGAAAGGGUUUCUCAGAUUAAAAAACUUGUCCAGAACACUGAGGAAAAUUUUCAGAAGAAGAUCCUCAAUGAAAGGAUAGCCAGAUUAUCUGGUGGAAUUGCAUCAAUCCAGGUAGGUGCACAGACGCAAGUUGAGUUGAAGGAUAAACAGCUAAAGGUUGAAGAUGCCCUGAAUGCAACUAAGUCAGCAAUUGAAGAAGGGAUUGUAGUUGGUGGUGGCUGUGCUCUCCUGAGACUGGCUGCUAAAGUAGACAGCAUUAAAGACACCCUAGACAACACAGAACAGAAGAUUGGAGCUGAAAUAUUCAAGAAAGCAUUGAGCUACCCUAUAAGACUUAUAGCCAAAAACGCAGGCACAAAUGGCAAUAUUGUCAUAGAAAAGGUAUUAUUGAACGAAAACAUGAUGUACGGUUACAACGCUGCAAAGAAUCAAUACGAAGAUCUGAUGUUGGCUGGUAUCAUCGAUCCGACCAAGGUUGUGAGAUGUUGCUUGGAACACGCUGCAUCAGUGGCUAAUACGUUUCUGACGUCAGACGCUGUUGUGGUUGAGAUUAAAGAAAACAAACCGAGGCCAAUGAUUAACCCACCAUUGCCUACUUCUCCAGCUGCAUCCUCCAUGUUCCCUGACAGAAACUUGCCAAGAUUACCUCAAAUUAUGCCCAGAACUCGAAACCACUUUCCAAGGAAGUAGGACACCAUCUACUUUUAGAAUAAAAUAAUGUAUAAACGACCAAAUAACAUGAGAAGGUCACGUUUAAUGUUUUCUGAAACUGCGCUAAUCUUUGUUCACCUAGUAAACGUGUCCAAGCUAGAAGCUUCUUCUUCUUCUUGUUAUCACUAAACACGAGAUCUUGUCGUAACGGAGAAUUUUUAAGAGAAUGAUGUGGAUAAGCGUGCAGACAGCGAUGGAUCUAAUCAUCGCCGGAAUCUCUCUGAUGAUCGGAUUAGGAUUCUUCGCUCUCAUCGCCGCCGUCCUUUGUUCCGUGGCCUUCUUCCACCAUGUCAAAGCUACUUCUUGACCAUCAAAAAAGCGAAUCUUUUUCAAACAAAGAUUGAAUCUUUGAGGGAGAGACGAAGGAGCUUCUCAUUGAUUUAGUUGUAAAACAAGAGACAAUUGUAAUCUAUUUAAGCUAAAAAGUUUGUUCAUUUCUUGA
Brassica oleracea var. oleracea is the source of this 2349-nucleotide messenger RNA. RefSeq names its product chaperonin 60 subunit beta 4, chloroplastic. NCBI's taxonomy places the organism in Eukaryota, Viridiplantae, Streptophyta, Magnoliopsida, Brassicales, Brassicaceae. The record is from RefSeq and is a predicted model, not a curated record. Gene Ontology annotation, molecular function: ATP-dependent protein folding chaperone; ATP binding. Bases 186 to 1886 code for a protein of 566 amino acids. The transcript is spliced from 14 exons. Gene Ontology annotation, biological process: protein refolding. Gene Ontology annotation, cellular component: chloroplast stroma.